Messenger RNA from Lathyrus oleraceus (garden pea), 1881 nucleotides. RefSeq lists its product as uncharacterized. Gene Ontology annotation, molecular function: cyclase activity. The record is from RefSeq and is a predicted model, not a curated record. Bases 370 to 1809 code for a protein of 479 amino acids. The transcript is spliced from 2 exons. Gene Ontology annotation, biological process: sesquiterpene biosynthetic process. NCBI's taxonomy places the organism in Eukaryota, Viridiplantae, Streptophyta, Magnoliopsida, Fabales, Fabaceae.
AGGUACGUGGCAACAAGGUCGUGCAUGGAAAUGAAAUAAAAGAAACAAAUCAAAGAAACAAAUCAAAAAGAGAAAAUUCCUUUCCACCCACAAUCCCAAAUUUCAAUCCUUGUUUCACUUUUUUUCUUUUUCUGGCAGAUGUCAACCGUAUAUUUGAAUCCAUCUCUCAUUCUUCUUACCUGCUACGCCUACGAAGAUCCAUUCUCGUUUCACCAAACAUUCGCACGCCAUGUUUUUGAAUCACUACUUUCAACACUUUACAAUCGAUUCAUUCUGACUCAAAUGGAAUCACUUCCAUCCGGAAAACCCUUCAUCAUAGUAAUCCUUCUAUACCGUAUGUUCUGAUUCGGCUCAAAGUUCAAUAUCAUAAUGAUUCCGGUUGAUAAUGGUAAUAUUACAAGUCCCCGAAAUGAAAUUGAAGAAUCUAAUGGGACUCAAGUGAAGGAGUUUGCUUCUCUAGAUAUUUCAACCCCUAAUGAGAAAGACCUUAUUUCACAGUCUCUACCUUCUCCUUCUCCGCAUUCCAAUGGUCUAAAAUCGCGUUUACGUCUGAUGUUUGCUCAAAAACUUGAAUGGAGUUCAGUCAAGAAAAUGUGCUUGGAAUGGAUCAAGAACCCGAUGAACAUGGCCCUUUUCGCGUGGAUAGUUUGCGUCGCUGUUUCGGGUGCAAUUCUGUUCUUUGUCAUGACAGGAAUGUUGAAUAAUGUGCUAAAAACUAAGUCGGAGAGGAACACAUGGUUUGAGAUAAAUAACCAGAUACUUAAUGCACUCUUUACACUUAUGUGUUUGUAUCAACAUCCGAAGAGGCUCCACCAUCUUGUUAUUUUGUGUAGAUGGAGAACAAAUGACAUUUCUACGCUUCGAAUGAUUUACUGCAAAAAUGGUACUUGUAAGCCACAUGAAUGGAGACAUAUGAUGGUAGUGGUUAUUCUCCUUCAUGUUAACUGUUUUGCUCAAUAUGCACUUUGUUGUCUAAAUUUAGGAUACACAAGGUCUCAGCGACCUGCGGUUGGAGUUGGAAUUACUAUAUCAGUUGCAAUUGCGUCACCGGCCAUAGCUGGAUUGUACAUUAUUCUUAGUCCACUAGGGAAGGACUAUGAUUGUGAGAUGGAUGAAGAAUCACGAGAUCAAAUUCCGAAACCGUUUGAGAAAAGGUAUGCCUUUGCAUCUAAGGAUCAACAGGGAGAAGUUAUAGAAUUAGAAAAUAGACCGAAUUGGAGUGGAGGAAUACUUGAGAUAUGGCAUGAUAUAUCUGUAUCAUUUCUCUCACUUUUCUGCAUUUUUUGCGUGUUUGGUUGGAACAUGGAGAGACUUGGAUUCGGGAACAUGUAUGUUCAUAUAGCUACUUUUAUGCUGUUAUGUAUGGCUCCUUUUUGGGUAUUUGUAUUAGCUUCCGGUAACAUUGAUGAUGAUAAUGUUAGAAUAGCUUUAAUAGCUACUGGAAUCAUCCUUUGUUUUUGUGGCUUACUUUAUGGUGGCUUUUGGAGGAUUCAAAUGAGAAAGAGGUUCAAUUUGCCUGCAUACGAUUUCUGUUUUGGAAAACCAUCAGUUUCUGAUUGUACACUUUGGUUAUUCUGUUGUUGGUGCUCUCUUGCUCAAGAAACUAGGACUGGGAAUAGUUAUGAUAUCUUGGAAGACAAGUUAUGUUUGAAAGAAAUUGAUACUUGUGAUCAAGUUUCAAUUUCAACUUUGGACAGAGAAGAUGUAGUAGUAUCAACCAAAUCUGGUACAAGUUUUACUCUUGAAGGAGGUAAAGAUGGAACAAUGACUCCACCAACUCCGUCAUCAGUACAAAAAGAAGAUCAUUAGUUAAUCUAUGAAAGGAAAAGAGGGAAAUGAUUCUUCUUGAUUGUUUUGUAGGUAUAAAAUCAUUGUUUUGUU